Lycium barbarum (goji berry) is the source of this 893-nucleotide messenger RNA. Its product is annotated as ribonuclease S-F11-like. Gene Ontology annotation, molecular function: RNA binding; ribonuclease T2 activity. Bases 1 to 672 code for a protein of 223 amino acids. The transcript has 2 exons. Gene Ontology annotation, cellular component: extracellular region. Gene Ontology annotation, biological process: RNA catabolic process. The record is from RefSeq and is a predicted model, not a curated record. NCBI's taxonomy places the organism in Eukaryota, Viridiplantae, Streptophyta, Magnoliopsida, Solanales, Solanaceae.
AUGUCUAAACCACAGCACACAUCAGUUCUCUUCAUGUUGCUUUUUGCUAUUUCCUCUACUUAUGGGAAUUUCGAGUUAUUGGAGCUCGUUUUGACGUGGCCACCAACUUUUUGCUACAUGAACGAUUGCAACAGAUGGCCAAUUCCAAACAAUUUUACAAUUCAUGGGCUUUGGCCGGAUAACAAAUCCGUUAUGCUGAAUAACUGCGUGGGCUACCCAAAAGUGGGUUAUAAUAUCAUCAUGGAUGUCAGAAAACUAAGUGAGCUGGACAAACGCUGGCCUCAACUGAAAUACGACUACCAAACUGGUAUAGACGAACAAUAUCUCUGGAAAAAGGAAUUCCUAAAACAUGGAAGCUGUGGUAUAAAGCGGUACCCACAACCUGCAUAUUUUGAUUUAGCCAUGAAUUUAAAAGACAAGUUUGAUCUCUUGAGUACUCUCAGAAAUCAUGGGAUUACUCCUGGUUCAACUUAUCAGCUUGAUGAUAUCGAAAAGGCCAUAAAGACAGUUUCUAUAAAGGUUCCUAGCCUCAAGUGCAUUGAAAAAUAUCCUGGAGAUGUGGAACUCAGUGAGAUUGGUAUAUGUUUGGACCCAGAAGCAGAAUAUAUGGUUCCCUGUCCUCGAACUGGGUCAUGCCAUAACAAGAGAACUAAGAUAAUUAAGUUCCGAUGAUGAAUAAGUUUUCAUUUCAAUUGUUUUUUUUUGCUUUAUGCUAAGUAUAAUUAAUGGCAAACUCUACAGGUCACAAACGUAUUCUGUUCAGAUUACACUGUGAAACUAGUAAAAGAAACUUGUUAUCGACUUAUGAAAUAACAUUAUUGAACUUCCGUGACUCCAUAUAUCAUGAUGGUAAUAUUAUCUGGUCACAUCAUAAAUUAGGGUUGGAUGUGAUU